Molecule: messenger RNA, 4650 nt
Organism: Thelazia callipaeda (thelaziosis nematode)
Lineage: Eukaryota; Metazoa; Nematoda; Chromadorea; Rhabditida; Thelaziidae
Source: the annotation of a GenBank genome assembly
AUGAGCAAAAUCGAGCAGCAAAGUCUUGAUGCAGCGUGGAAAAAAAUCCAGCAAAAUACAUUCACGCGUUGGGUUCAACAAAAGUUGUCACAAGUUGAUGAAAAAAUCACUGAUUUGGCAACAGAUUUUGAAGAAGGUUUGAAGUUGAUUCGUUUGAUUGAGGUGCUAUCAGGUAAAAAAUUCAGUCGCUACAACAAGAAAGUUGCAUUUCGUCAUCAAAAGCUGGAAAACAUUUCUCUUGUGUUGCGAUUUUUAGAGGACGAAGAGCAUAUAAAGCUGAUCAAUAUAGACAGCUCAGCAAUAGCUGAUCGCAAUCUUAAGCUAAUUUUGGGGCUUGUUUGGAGCCUUAUUUUGCAUUACUCAAUAUCGAAAGAAGUCAGUGAUAACCAGUUGGACGAAGAAAUAGUUGAUAUUCAAAUGCCAGCUAGAGAAAAGCUCUUGAAUUGGAUCAAUUCGAAACUGCCGGCUGGAAUUGUUGUUAAUAAUUUCACUUCCGACUGGAACAACGGCAUCUUGCUGGGUGCUUUGGUCAGUUCAUGUGCUCCAGAUUUAAAAGUAGGUUGGGAAGACUGGCUGCCGUCAGAAGCUUUACAGUCAACAAUUACUGCAAUGAAGCUUGCAAGUGAUUACCUCGGCGUCGCUGCACUUAUAGCACCAGAGGAGCUAAUAAGCGCAUCUGUUGACGAAAGAAGUAUUAUGACAUAUAUUUCACAGUUUCUCAAAGCAAAGUAUACACCACCGUUAGGUUCUCUCUGUGGCGUUGAUUUAAUGCCAGUUAUUGGAAUCAGCUCCAAGUUCAUGCUUCGGACCCGUGAUCCAGCAGUGGUGCCCAAAGUUACUAUUAAAGGGCCCGAUAAGUCUUCAAUUUAUUGCAGUCAGCUCAAGCUUUCAGAAACUCUUUACGAAUUUAGAUAUCUUCCAGAAUGUAUUUUGGCUGCACUGCAAGACAUUGCCUCUGGAGAUUCAGCGGAGUUAGCAAAGACCAAAAUUUCAGUUGUUAGAAGCAUCGACACAUCUUCAAUUAUCAUUGAUGGUUUCGAGCAUGCUAUAUUCGGACAAAAGCAAAUCAUUACUAUAGACAUCAAAGACUUGAAACCUACAAAUUGCGGGCUAGAAGUCUUUGUGGAAAGUGAAAGGUCGAAAUAUUUAAUUCCUCUGAGAUGGGAUUCAAACUCAAGCGUUUACAAAGGAAUUUGGAUACCGGAUGAAGUCGGUAGAAACAACAUCACCAUUUUUUUCGAUAAACAGCUAGUUCGUGAAUACGAGCUUUUACUUCUGUGUCCAUAUGACGUAAAUGAAUUCAAAGCUAAAAACAGCGAUAUUUGUCGUGUCAUUGUUGGUGAAUCUGCAAGCUUCUUAUUUGACGUAAAGGACAGAAAUAGAGGCAUAGAAGUACAAAUGAAAGGUCCAUCAGAAACUGAAGUAGAUAUAAGUACUGAUUGCGAUGAUUUUUACACAGUGCAGUGUACCAUGCAAACGCCUGGACUGUAUGAGAUGAUACUUUUUUUCGAAGAUACUCGAGAACAAGUUCCAGAUCGAUAUGUGAUAAAUAGAAGUGCCAUCAAUAUUGCAGCUCCACCACUAAAAAUUUUGGCUGAUUACAAACGUGAUCCUUCGAAAAUUUUAAUAAAGGGAUACAAUACUGGACAUGUUCAAAUCGGAGUCCCGACAUCAAUUUAUGUCGAUGCUACGCACACUGCUUUGGAACCAAUAACGGCUUGGCUUUCUUCCGUUUCCGUACAACCUGUCGUAGAAGAAAUCAAGCCUCGUGUAUAUCGCAUUACUUUUACUCCACUGGUGGUUGAGAAUGAGAAGAUAACAUUAGAAAUUAUGUAUGGAGAACGACUUCUUGCGAAGCCAUUGGUUUUUAUUGUUGACGCCAAAAAGGAAUCGAAAUUUGUAGUGUUGAAAAAUUGUUUUGGUGGUCCCCUUCCAUCAAUAAUACAAGCUUCUUUCCCUUAUACUGCUUUUAUUGACGCAACAAACAUUGAGGAAAACGAUAAAGUGGCUGUAGAAGUGAAAGGACCAGAUAAUAAACCACGAAAGUUAACCCUCACAAAAUGCUGCGACGAAAUAGGUUACUUGUUGAGUUUUUUGCCAGAAACUGCAGGAAAAUACGUUAUUAUAUUAUAUCUCAAUGGGAAGCAGGUUUUGGAUCAUUAUGAAUUGUUGGCUCAGUCAAUUGGUUUCGCUAAUCUUUGUGUGGUAGAAUGUAAGUUUUCUAAGGGGAACAUUUUCAGAAAUAGAGACAUGGCGGAUGGUGGUAAUGGGGAUUUGACAGUUAGAUAUCAGCCCAGAGAAUGUGGUGUUCAUUCAUUGUCAGUAAAGCAUAAUGGUAUUGACAUAAAUGGAAGUCCAGUGGAAUUUGAUGUGUAUGAAGCUCUUGAAGAGUAUAUAAGAGCGUAUGGUCCUGGUUUGUUACACGCUACUGUUGGUCAACCAGCGUCAUUCACGAUCAGUUCCAAAGGGUUAUCCACAGCAGAAAUAUCAAUUGCUGUAGAAGGUCCAGAAAAGGCUGUGAUUAGAUGUCAUGACAAUAAGGAUAGUACGUGUUCUGUGUCAUGGACACCAACCAUAGCUGGCGAAUACAAAAUUCAUGUCAGGUUUUGCGCAAAGUCUGUGGAAGGUUCUCCGUUUACCGUAAUUGCAACGGAUGAAGAUCAGAAACGAGCACACUUAUCACUUUACACAGCACAAACUGAGAUCUUGCUAAAUAUUACUGAUGUUCAAUUAGAAGACCUGUCAGCAUCAGUAAUGAGUCCAAGUGGGAUUGAAAAGAUUUGCUCGAUACGUAGUGUUGAUUGUGACCAAUUCGGCGUAUCUUUUGUUCCACGGGAAGUUGGUGAACACCUGAUAUUUGUGAAAAAAAAUGAUCGAGCUGUGGAGAAGUCACCGUUUCGAGUCACUAUUGCUGAUGCAUCCAAAGUAAUCGUUGAUGGAUCAUGCAAGUGUAGAGUGAUUUGUCAAGAGGAUAACUAUUUAACAGUCAAUACGUGUGACGCUGGUCAUGGCGUUUUGUCUAUUUCUAUUCAUGGACCGUCAGAAGCUGAAUUAAGAUGUUUCGAAAACAAAGAGGGUGUAGCUUCUGUUGUUUAUAAACUUAGUAAACCUGGGAUUUACAUUUUAUCUAUUUUAUACGCUGGUGUACAUGUGAAUGAUAGCCCCUUCACUGUCAUUUGCGACGAGAAAACAGAAGAUUUUUUGCGAGAAAGCGCUACUAAAGAAAUCAAAUUGGUACCAGAAGUGCUACCAGGACAAGACACUGCCUUAUAUUUACAACUGGAGAACAUAUCACCUUUAGAAACGACAGCUAAAGUCGUUGAUCCAAAUGGAUGCAGUGAAGAUGUUGAAAUUCAUCAUCUGGGUAACAGUCUUUAUCGGUUUCAGUUCAGACCAUUAGUAAGUGGCAGGCAUGCAAUAUCAGUUUUCUACAAAGGGAAGCACAUUUCAGGAAGCCCGAUUCUGUAUACGGUUGGUCAGAUGAAAGAAACAGGAGCUCAUAAGGUACUUGGUGCAGGAAUUGGAUUAAAUCAUGUAGAGGUUAAUAGGAAGCAGUCUUUUAAUCUCUAUACACGUGAAGCGGGACAAGGAAACUUAGAAGUAGUGAUAGAAGGACCGUCAAAAGCCGACUUACAGUUUCACGAACAUGAGGACGGUAAUUGCCACUUCGAUUUUAGAGUUGCGAAAUCAGGAGAAUAUCAAAUAUCAGUUAAAUUCAAUGCUGAACACAUUCCAGGCUCACCGUUUAAAGUAUACGUCGUUCCUUCGGCUGAAGAACCUGGCAAGCUUGAGUUAUCUUCUUUCUCAGAUCAUGGAGUGCUUGGUAAAGCUUGUAGUUUCACUAUGAAAACCAAUGGUCUACUCGGUCGCAUUGAAGCAAAGCUCGAAACGCCCAGUAAAAGAAUAGAAACACUGGACGUUGUCCAAAUCAACGAAAACGGUUCCUAUGUAGCUCAGUUUACUCCUGAUGAAGUUGGAGACUAUUAUGUUGACCUAACUCUUGAUGGCACACAUGUGCAACAUUCACGUCUCCGUUUUCGGAUAGAUGCAGAUCACAACGAUCCAUCAAUAAUAACAGUAUCUGGUAAUGGUAUUCAUGGUGGGCAAGCUGGUCAGGACUGCGAAUUUAUUGUCAACACCUAUGAUGCAGGAACAGGACUUUUGCAAAUUCAGAUUGAUGGACCAUCAAAAGUUACUAUGAUAGAUUGCUCUGGUCCUUACUCUUCAGAUACUCACGUACCUGGUUCUCCAUUUAAGGCAGUUAUUGAAGGACAAGAAAUGAGCAGCAAUGAGUUGGACAGUUCAUUCAUCAAGAUUAACACCUUGGCUAAAGUCAGAAAAGAGUUAGUUGAAGAAUUUCCGAAUUUUUGUGGAGAUGCAGAGAAAGUUGUGGUAGAAGGUUAUGGCCUAAAGAAAUUUCUACCUGGACAGCCGACCUUCUUCAACAUUAAUUCUAAUCUUGCAGGUGAGAAUGUCCUUUUUGUUGGUGUGAUGACAUCGAAAGGACCAUGCAAAGAAAUCACAGUGCGCCAUGUGGGUCAUGGUCAAUUCGAAGUGCAAUAUAUAGUUGAUGAAGAAGCUAAAAGUUUCAUUUUCAUCAAAUAUGGCAACGACGAUGUUCCAGGGUCACCAUUUCAAGCAUCGUGUUAA